AUGGCUGAAAACGACAUCCCCUCCACCAUGAAAGCAUGGCAAUACACUACCGCCGGCGCCGGGCUCGAAAAUACCAUGCAGAUCAACCCGUCCGCUCAACUCCCAAAACUCAAGUCAGACCAGAACCUCGUGCGCGUCAUCGCAAUGGCAGUCAACCCGGUCGACUACAAGAUCGCUGAGCUUCCAAUAGUCGGCCGCCUCGCUGUCUCGAACCCAGCAACACCCGGUCUGGACCUUGUUGGCCGUGUCGUGAAACCAGCUGCUGGCUCUCCGUUCAAAGUCGGGCAGCUGGUGUUCGGCGUCUCAGGCCCCACGGCCGCUGGUGGCGCGAUGGCCGAAUACGCUGCUGUCAACAGCACUGCUGCUGCCCCGUUACCGGAAGGUGUUGAUCCAUUGAAGGCCUGCACUGUUGGAAUCGCAGGUCUGUCCGCCUGCCAAUCGAUUCUGCCAUACGUCAAAGACGGAUCGAGAGUCUUUCUCAAUGGCGGUUCGGGAGGCGUAGGCACCUUCGGCAUUCAAAUCGCCAAAGCUCUCGGCUGCCACGUCACAACAACCUGCUCGACCGCUAACGUUGAAUUGUGCAAGUCGCUCGGUGCAGACGAAGUCCUCGACUACAAGCAAGCGCCCGUCCUGGAGCAGCUGAAGAAGCAGAAGCCGUUCGACCAUGUCGUGGACAAUGUGGGCUCCCAAUUCGAUCUGUACUUCCACGCGCACGAAUACACGAACCCCAGCGCUAAGUACGUGUUUGUCGGCGCAUCGCCUGGCUUUGGCUUUGUCUGGGCUAUGAUGAAAGCCAUGCUGUUGCCAGGCUUCCUUGGUGGCGGACAGAGGAAGCUCGGGGUCAUGGCGGCGGUGCCGAAGGUGGACGACCUCAAGAUGAUCGGUGGGUUGAUGGCGGAGGGUAGGCUGAGGGCGGUCGUUGAUUCGGAGUUUGCUUUUGUAGAUGGUAAGAAGGCCAUUGCGAGGCAGAAGACAGGCAGAGCGAGGGGCAAGAUCGUGGUUACCGUCAACCAAGAGCUCGUGGAGCGGUGA
This is a messenger RNA of Saxophila tyrrhenica, 1032 nucleotides long. RefSeq lists its product as uncharacterized. The coding region runs from base 1 to 1032 and encodes 343 amino acids. Lineage: Eukaryota; Fungi; Ascomycota; Dothideomycetes; Mycosphaerellales; Extremaceae. The transcript has a single exon. The record is from RefSeq and is a predicted model, not a curated record. Gene Ontology annotation, molecular function: oxidoreductase activity.